AGAAGCAGAGGCGGAAGUUGGAGGAAUCAUUUGCCUGUAGUUUCCCUAAACAUUGACAGUCAUGGCCGCCUCCAUUGCCAGUCUGCUGGAUGAAAUCUCCGGUGCUGAAGACCCAGUUGAAGAGCUGCAGGUUUUAAAAACGGCUUUAUUAUCGAUACCUGUCAGCGCCUUGAGAGACGCAGUGAGCGGACAGCGGUUCAACGUGAUCUUCUCUCUUUUAAACUCAAAUCAGAGGGAGCAGGUUGAGCUGUGCGUGGACAUCCUUGAACGCAUCCUAGUGGCCCUCAGCCCUGUGAGCCUGGUCCAGAACUACAGAGCGGAGCUGCAGGCUGGUCUGACCCAUCCCAACGAAACCGUUAAGAUACUUGCUUUGACACAGAUCGGCAGAAUAGUGGAGCAUCCCGACGCUGUCACUGAAAUCCUCAACAACCAUGACAUUCUUCAAGCCGUGAUUCAGUGCAUCGGAGAAGACAAGAUGUCUGUGGCAAAACAGGCCAUCCAGUCGUUGUCUAAAGUGAGUCACUCCAAGCCCGGGUUGGACAAAUUAUUCCAGAGCGACCUGCUGAAAGUUCUGAAGGAUGUGAUGGCCACGAGUGACAUCAUCAGAUACAGAAUAUAUGAGCUGGUGGUGGAAAUCUCGUCUGUGUCUCCCAUUUCCCUCGGUUACUGUGCCAACAGCAGCUUAAUUUCUCAGCUGCUUGGAGAACUGGCUGGGGAUGACGUCUUGAUCAGGGCCACAGCUAUUGAGAUGGUGACCACUCUUGCCCACAGUCAGCAUGGCCGGCAGUAUCUGGCCCAGCAGGGUAUCAUGGACAAGAUCUCCAACAUGAUCAGAGGAGCAGAGACCGACCCCUUCUCCUCCCUCUACCUUCCUGGUCUGGUGAAGUUUUUUGGAAAUCUGGCCAUUAUGGACAGUCCACAGCAGGUUUGUGAAACCUACCCGGCCUUUCAGAACAAGGUGUUUGAGAUGGCUCUAGACCCGGAUCCCGUGAUGAUCGGUGUGGCUCUGGACACUUUGGGUUUACUCGGAUCCACUGUGGAGGGGAAGCAGGUCCUUCAGAAAACAGGAGAAAAGUUCAAGGCUGUGUUGUCAAGAAUGAGCCAGCUUGCCAGCUCUGGAGCUACAGAGCUCAGAGUGCGCAGCUUGGACGCCAUUUCACAACUUCUCACCUUACAGCCAGAGCAGCAGACAGAAGACCUGUUGGCCCUGACAGAGUCCUGGUUCCACCUUUUGUCCAACCAGCCCAUGGACAUGAUUUGCAGCAUUAGCAGUCAGCCGUUCCCAGAGCUGCACUGCGGGGCUCUGAGGAUAUUCACUGCCGUUGCCACUCAGCCAUGGGGUCAGAAGUUAAUGAUCAGCACGCCCAGCUUCAUGGAGUUCGUGUUGGACCGUUCGACGGGUCAGACGAAGGAGGCCAAAGACGCCAAGUUUGAACUGGUGGGAGCACUGGUGUGUUCCUCCACAGCAGCAGACAUCCUGGGCAGCCAGCAUUACAUCCGUCUGAAGACUUAUCUCAGAGAGGGACCCUACUACGUUUCAGCUGUGGCCUCGGUCAGCACAGAAGGAGCCGACUGAUUGAAACACGCUCACAUGGGUUUUCAGUUCAUGCUUACGUAACGGAGAAGUGCCUGAAUGAUCCAACAGCAGGUUUACAUGUUAAACUCUGCUUUAAUAGUAAAUACAUGAAUAUGUCUAACCGACGAGCUCAGUUUGUCACAACUUCCAUAAUUCUGUCUGACCAAACUUCUUUUGAGUGUUCAGUGUACAAACUAAAACAUUAACUCGUUAAAGGGCGCUUUUAGUACUGGUUGGUAUUUGAAACCAAAGGCAGGCUUUUUUGAUAGAACAUUAAAUAUCUCAUCGUCGGCUUCAGUCUUCAAUGUCUGUCUGUGAUAACUCGUGUUUACUUACUGAGUCUCCAGCAGUUACUACUCAAGCUUUAACUGAAGAGGCUUACAAAUGUUUCCCAUCAUCAUCACGUUCAGCAGCUCUCAGAGCAAACAGCCUCCCCAGUCAGACCACAACCCUGCAAGCCCUUCAGAUUUAUUUGUGUCAAAAAUAUUUUUGUUUGCUUAAUACAUUGUUGUUGUUGUUGUUGUUUUUGUAAUUAAAAGAGGAUGCACUCUGACAAA
Molecule: messenger RNA, 2133 nt
Organism: Scatophagus argus
Lineage: Eukaryota; Metazoa; Chordata; Actinopteri; Scatophagidae
Gene: psmd5
Product: proteasome 26S subunit, non-ATPase 5
Exons: 10
Coding region: 62-1576 (504 amino acids)
Biological process (GO): proteasome assembly
Cellular component (GO): cytosol
Source: RefSeq, a predicted model, not a curated record